This is a messenger RNA of Parastagonospora nodorum SN15, 1890 nucleotides long. RefSeq lists its product as hypothetical. Bases 552 to 1739 code for a protein of 395 amino acids. NCBI's taxonomy places the organism in Eukaryota, Fungi, Ascomycota, Dothideomycetes, Pleosporales, Phaeosphaeriaceae. Gene Ontology annotation, biological process: transmembrane transport. Gene Ontology annotation, molecular function: transmembrane transporter activity. The transcript has 6 exons. The record is from RefSeq and is a predicted model, not a curated record. Gene Ontology annotation, cellular component: membrane.
UUGCAUCUUCAAACAAACGAGAUUGUUAGCAUCAUGGGCAUCCCAUCGCAACCGGCAUCAAAUGCCAUCAUCUACCUGACCCUUGGCGCCUUCUUAGUCGUCGGGUGCUACAUUGCAUUCCGCCUGCGCAACCAGUCUAAGCUAGACUGGCUGGCGAGUAAUCGGACACAAAAGGGUGUACCGCUUGCUCUGAACUUCAUCGCUUCGGGUGAGUGCCUCCGCGCACAUGUGUGAAAGAGCAGCGGCAACGACGUUUGGAAGCAAGAGGAAAAACAAAAAGCGCAAUUCAAAGUAUUAAGGUCGAUGAGGAAGACCGAUGAUCAGCGCUGGGAUCCGGUAUCCUGUUUACGUAUCCCCAAAUCGCGACAAUCGCGGGAGUCCAGGGGCUUCUGGUGUACGCAUUGUCGUCGUCGCUGCCGUUAUUGGUUUUCGGCGCGCUGGGCCCGAUCAUCAGACGCAAGUGUCCUGAGGGGUUUGUGUUGACUGAAUGGACGAGGCAGCGGUAUGGGGCUGUUGCAGGCUUGUUCCUCAGCGCGUGUACACUGAUUACUAUGUUUCUGUACAUGGUGGCUGAGUUGUCUGCUUUGCAGCAAAUUGUCACGCUGUUGACGGGAUUGAAUGGGCUUCCAGUCGUCAUCGUGGAGUGCGCUGUCACUACCAUUUACACCUCUCUCGGCGGAUUCAAAGUCUCCUUCCUCACCGACAACAUCCAAGGCGUCAUGGUCCUCGGCCUCAUCAUCAUGGGCGUCAUCGCCGUUGGUGUCGAAACAAACAUCGAUCGCUCCCUCAUUGAUCAGUCGGGCUAUCUCAAACCCAGUCUUCUCGGCUGGCAACUCAUCUAUAUCCUGCCCGUUGCCAUUCUAACUAACGACUUCUUUCUGUCUGGCUUCUGGCUCCGCACAUUCGCCGCACGCACUGACAAGGAUCUGUGGAUCGGCGUGAGUCUUGCGAGUUUUGGCGUGCUGGUUAUCUUGACGCUGGUUGGUGUGGCAGGUUUGCUGGCUGCGUGGUCCGGCGCGUUGCAACUUGGUGAUGCAGAGGGGGGAUACAUCUCCCUUUUUCUCUUGCUGCAGCAACUCCCCUCGUGGGUAGUUGGCGUCGUACUCGUCAUGGUCAUGUCUCUGUCCACCGCCGCAUUCGACAGCUUCCAAUCCGCCAUGGUCAGCACGGGAUCCAACGACUUGUUCCGCAACAAGCUCAACAUCUGGGUGAUUAGAGGCUGCGUAGUCCUCAUCAUUAUCCCAGUCGUCGUCGUGGCGCUACGCAGUCCAGACAUCCUGCAAAUUUUCCUGAUCAGCGACUUGGUCAGUGCAGCAGUGGUGCCGUGUUUGGUCAUCGGACUCUCUGAGAAGUUCUACUGGUACCGCGGCUUUGACUUCGUGAUCGGUGGUCUCGGAGGCAUUUUCACCAUCUUCCUGUUUGGACUGGUGUACUAUGAUGGUGAUGUCACUCAAGCCGGUAAAUUACUCCUCUUGGAAAACGGACUAUAUGCGAACGACUGGAGCGCUUUUGGUGCUUUCGUUGCUGCCCCAUUCGGUGGCCUUCUCUGGGCUUUUGGCGCUUGUGCGCUUCGCAUUGGCUUUCUCUGGAUCAUGGCAAGAGUCAAGGGUCAUCGAUUCGAUGCGUUCGACAAGCCGGUUCCGAGACAUACGGCACGUCUUGGUGCGUUUGACGAGCAGGAGAAUGACGCGGUGCUCGAGCAUGGCAGUGUCGUAUCUCACAAGGGAAAAUUCUUUUGAGAACUCUCUGUGGCGUAGAACAAGGCGAGUUGAAGUGUGGGAUGAAGCGGGGAAAUGUGGAGUUGGAGACUGGAUGAAAAUAUUGUGAGGAGAUUACAUAUUUGCUGGAUAUAAGUAUAUAUGAAGAAUACUGAACGCUCAUUAAUUCGUG